Cricetulus griseus (Chinese hamster) is the source of this 5149-nucleotide messenger RNA. Lineage: Eukaryota; Metazoa; Chordata; Mammalia; Rodentia; Cricetidae. The record is from RefSeq and is a predicted model, not a curated record.
GUUCUUCCCCCCUUUACCUGGUGCUUGCAGGGCUGUGUGGCCCGGGCAGGGCAUGAAGAGCUCUUGUCAGCUCUCUUUGUCUCUUUUGUGGUUGCUUUUCUUCUCACCCCCCUGCCUUGUGAAUCUCACUGCCUGCUGUGUGUCUUGUGGUCUUUGCCUCCUCGCUCUCCUCUGCCUGCGUUGGUAAUGAGAAACUGAAGAAGCACUUCACUGCCUCCCUGGGAGCCGCAUCCCCCUGCUGGGAAGGGGUGGGCAGCCUUGGCAGGUGGAGUAUGGUUUGCUUUCCGCAAACAUCAGAUGUGCCGUUGGGACAGGCGACUGAAAAAUGAGCAGGAUUAGAAAGGGAGGCUCAGAACGCAGGUUGGCAGCAACCUGGAGGAGGUCUUGGUGGGCUCUGAGGAGAGGCUGCAGCCUUUGUUUCCCAGCUCCACCGGGAUGAAAGCUAGAAAUGCCUGUUGGCCUCUGCUCCCUGGCUUGAGCCUGGGCUCGCAGGUCACAGGCAGGCAGAGAUGGAGGCCCUUCCUGGGUUCUAAGAGCAUCAAUUUUAAGGCACCCAAGUCCCUCCCUUUCCAGGCAUGCUUGACACUGUGGCACACCCAGGCCAUACUACUAACCCCUGGUCUCUCCCGGGGAGUCAAAGCCUCCUGGCCAACCUUGCCAGCUUCACUCUCACAGGUGGUGAGGAUCUCCAGUCGGUGUAGCCUGAACAGAAAGAGUCUUGGAAGUGCUAGACUCUGCUGUCUUCUCAAGCUCCCUGCCUGCAGGCGUGGGGGCCUCAUCCCCUGUGCCGUGUCAGAUUGGUGUCGUGCCAGGCACCUCAGGUUUUGCAGGCAAAAGAGUGAGGACACAGAGAGGUAGGGCAGCUGGCCCAAAGCCACACAGAACUUGUUUCCGGGCCUCUAUGACCCAAGUCAGUAAUUGCAAGAAAUCUGGCGCUAAUAGGAAAGAGGGGGUGUCUUGGUUGUCACUGGGGGAGCUGAGUCUGAGGGAAUCUUGCAGAGGCUUUUGUCUGUGCUUCCUUGCAGUAGCCCAUUACAUAUCUUUCCCACAGGACUUCUCACCCCCACCCCCAUGGAUCUGGCCAAGGGUCCCAGAAAAAAACAAAAUAGGGGCAAAGCAGGAGUUCCAUUUGUCAGUCUCCUGGGCAGCUGUCCAUCUUUUCUGCAUCCCACUCAGUACCAGUGCAUCAUUUGGGUGGAUUGUGGUUUUCAUGCCCCGCAAAGGGCUUUGGGAUUCAAGAAGGGACUGGAGUCAGGGUGGACAUAUGAGCCAGCUGCCCUUAAAACCGGUUCCUGAUAUCGUCAAUGCUAGCUAUCCAGCUCACCACCACCCCUGUGCAGCUGUGCACCGUUGCUACCCUAAGGCCUGCGAUGGCUCCCCAUUGUCCACAGGGUAAAGUCUCAUCCUUAAGGCUGAUGGAUCUUGAGUCGGAUGCAGCCUGCGGUUUUGGCAGUCUACCUCAGGCCACGGCACACCUUUUUUGUGGCUCCUUCUCACUGCCAUCACCCCUCUCUUCCGUGGGUCAUUCCCGGAUCGUUCUGUUUUUCCCAUGACACCCUUUUCUUUUCCUCUUGAGAUGGGGGUCUUGUAUUGUCCACACUGGCCCUAAACUCCUGGUUUCAAAUGAUUCUGGCCCUCCUGCCUCAGCCUCCUGAGAAGCCAGAACUACAGGCAAACACCAGUUUCCAUUUGACACUACAUAAGAGCUGCUUCCAAGUUUCUGUCAGCUUCCCCUACUGCAGAGGGUCCAGCCAGCACUGCAACCCCAGAUGUAGCUCAGUGCCCGAUGCCAUGAGCCAUCCCACUCGUGAACAAUCCCUCCCCAAACCUCCCCCAGUGCAGCUUUUCGCCAUCUUGAGCCCCAGCCCCGCCUGUUAUAUGUCUCCAUUUUGCCACUGACUCACCUGUUUAGGGCUCAUCAUUUAGUUUCCCCAAGAGUGCUGUUCUCAGAAGCAGGCAGAAUUUGUCUUUUGUCUCCAUCCUGUGCCCAGGACAAUGAUGGGCACAUAGCAGGCACUCAGUCAAGAGUUGUUGGUUAUGAAUGACCGAGUCUUUGAACAAGCAAAAGAAUGAGAACACCUAACGGGGAGCUGUCAACCUGCCUGAAAACCAACCUCUCCCCUGCCCUUCAUAGCCUUCUCUCCGUGGAGCUCGAAGCUGGGCACGCUGGGGACCAUGCAGAGGGCUGGGGCCGGGGCCCGCAGGGCCUCUGACUGCGGGCCCGCACCUUACCGGCCCAGGUGCAUUGCCAAGUUUGCCCAGUAUGUGGGAUCCUUUCCUGUAGAGGACUUGGACACACAGGAGGGUGUGUACCUUGUACAGCAGCAGCUGUGGGCACUGCAGGACUGUUCCCGACGCCGUGCCGUUAUCCUGAAGUUCAGUCUUCAGGGUCUCAAGGUCUACAGUGGGGAGGGCGAGGUGCUCCUGAUGGCCCAUGCCCUGAAGCGGAUCCUCUAUGCCACCUGGUGCCCAGCUGCCUGUCAGUUUGCUUUUGUUGCCCGGAACCCGAGAAGCCCAGCCAGCAAGCUUUAUUGCCACCUCUUUGUGGGGAGCCAGCCUGGAGAGGUCCAUAUCCUGUACCUGCUGCUCUGCCGCUCCUUCCAGCUUGCUUACCUCUUGCAACACCCUGAGGAGAGGGCGCAGCCUGAGCCCUGCCUGGGACCUAUGGGGGACAUGUCUCCAAAGCCACUCUGCAGCCCUGGGACACCCCCUGUCCUAGUGCGAGAGCCCUUCAGCCGGGACCAGCUGUCACAGAAUGUCCACGCUCUGGUUUCCUUCCGCCGAGUUCCUGCAGAAGGGCUACUGGGCGGUAGUGGGAAGGAGCUGCCAGAGCCCGAGGGCCGUGGGGGCCCCCGUCACACUCGCCUGGGAAACCCCUACUGCUCCCCCACACUGGUGCGCAAGAAGGCCAUUCGCAGCAAGGUGAUCCGCUCCGGGGCCUACCGAGGCUGUACCUAUGAGACACAGCUGCAGCUGUCAGCCCGGGAGGCCUUUCCUGCCGCGUGGGAGGCAUGGCCGCGCAGCCCUGGUGGUCCCUCGUGCCUGGUGGAGAAUGAGGGUAGCCUCACAGAGAACAUCUGGGCCUUUGCUGGCCUCUCCAAGCCCUGUGCUCUGGCCCUGCUGAGGAGAGAUGUGCAUGGGGCCUUCCUACUGUGGCCAGAGCCCGGUACCAGUGACCAGUGGAGCUUGUCUGUACGGACCCAGUGUGGUGUGGUGCCUCACCAGGUCUUCCGGAACCACCUGGGCCGGUACUGCCUAGAGCACCUGCCAGCGGAGUUCCCCAGCCUGGAGGCCCUGGUGGAGAGCCACGCCGGGAUGGAGCGCAGCCUGUUCUGCCCACUCAGCAUGGGCCGUCUCAACCCCACUUAUGAAGAGCAGGACUGUGGCCCUGAGGGCAGGCUCCCACGGACUCUGAGGCCCCUCAGCCAUGCCAAGUCUGAGGCAGAGCUGCAAGGCCUUGGCUAGGACGUAAGGCCUCAGUCCCCUGUGGGCCCAGCCCUGUCCUUGGGCUCUGGGCUGUGACACUCACUCUGCCCUUCUUGUACCCCACUCACUAGUCACCAGCUUCAAACAGGUCAAUCUGCCCCUUGAUCAGUCUUCCAUCACUCCACUGCCCACGGGAGGGGAGCCCUAAGGUUGGAGUUGGAGAUAACAGGGCUUCUCCCAGGACCUGGGGCCAACUGAGAUACCAGGAUGAGCAGGCACGUAGAGCUAAGUGUCUGGUAAUGCUAGGUGACUUUGGGUGGUGGCCACUGUCCUCCUAGUGCAGAGGCUUUCCCAGCAGUUCAAGGAUGUGGGUGCAGCCCUUACUGGAGGAGGCCAAGCCUCUGUUGGACAGGGAGCCCCGGAGAGCUCCCAUAGGGAACCAGAUGCUUAGGGAAUUGCAAGUUUCCACCCUCUGUUCAUUUCCUGGUGUCACUCCACUGAGUAGGGCCUACAGUAGGCAAACCACAGUUGGUUUGGUAGCUGCUUUAGGAAGCCAUCUCAUGCUGGCUUUAAUACAGUGCUGGCCAUUAGACAUGGCUGGCACUGGUCACCUCCUUAGUAAGUCACCCCCCACUUGCAAUGGAAAACUAGAACUAACCCAAACCCCACAGAGAGGGGUGUGGCCUUAUCAAUGGGAGAUCCAGGGACACAUUCUAGAGGAAGGCAGGGGCCCAGACAGCAAUGACAAAUCCAAGUGUCCCUUAAGUCAACUAAGCAGAAUAUAUGAAUCUACCCAAAAGAACAGACUUCUUAGCUUGACCGUGGUGACACACGCCUUUAAUCCCAGCACUCGGGAGGCAGAGGCAGAAGGAUUUCUUGUGAGUUUGAGGACAGCCUGCUUUACAGAGUGAGUUCCAGGACAGGCAGGGCUACACUGAGAAACUCUGUCUCAACAAAACAAAACAAAACAAAAAAUCAAGACUACUUUUGGAAACAGAGGUGUAGGCACAGGUGGGAGAGGAUGUCUGUACUCAGUGCCUUGAUGGCCAGGUUUUGGUGGAAGCCACGGGUUUGGGGUUUUGGAACCAGAGGGAAGGGGGGCAGCCUCUACAGAGCAGAAAGAAGACAAACCUGGGAGUAAGAGGCAGGCCAGGCCUGGUGCUUCCAGCUUCCAGCCCCCCCCCCCACCACACACACACAGAUAAGCCCUUAGCUAAGGACAUUGUCAUUUCUUUCAAGUGACAUGUUUCAUGAGGGAUGGAGAGAAGCGUGUGGGACCCUUUCACAGGAGAUAACACUUCCCAGAGACUGAACGCGGGUGAUAUUCCUUCCAUGGCCAUUUCCUCUGGCAUCCCCACUCCCUGAGUAGGGCCUGGUCCCCAGUGGGAGCAGAGGGAUUACUCCAGAGAGUUAAACCUAAGAAAAGCUGAUAACUAAUUGACCCAGACUUUAGGCCAGGGCUCACCUCCAGGAGAGUAUGUUCAUAGUGUGAAUUGUCGAUGUGUACAAUACCCAGGGAUAUUUCAGCAUGUCCAAGGGGCUAGCCCUUCCCCAGGCCCUUUAACAUUUUUUCCAAAGCAUUUAUUGAUCACAUGGUACAAACUGCACAGUUUGGAGCCCAUGAGUUCAUACUGUCUUAAUUAUAGACCAUAGUUCUGUCUUUGUUCAAACCAUCACCAAGCCCCCCUGUGUGGACUUUGAGAUGAAUAAAACACAUUUCUUC